Molecule: messenger RNA, 443 nt
Organism: Asparagus officinalis (garden asparagus)
Lineage: Eukaryota; Viridiplantae; Streptophyta; Magnoliopsida; Asparagales; Asparagaceae
Product: RNA-binding protein 25-like
Exons: 2
Coding region: 36-428 (130 amino acids)
Molecular function (GO): RNA binding
Source: RefSeq, a predicted model, not a curated record
UUCGCCCUGGCUUUCCUCCUCGUCCGCUGCCUCAAAUGGGUGUGAUUCCGCAAAUUCUUCGACCUCCUAUUCCUGGAAUUCGUGGUCCUCCUGUGGUUUCUCCAGUUGUCAGGCCUGUUGUUCCUGCUGUUGCAACUGAGAAACCACAAACAACAGUGUAUGUUAGCAAGAUAGCUCCAACUGUUGAUAAUGAUUUUCUCCUCUCUCUUCUUCGACUUUGUGGACCAGUGAAGAGUUGGAAACGUGCUCAAAAUCCCUCUGAUGGCUCUCCUACAAGUUUUGGCUUUUGUGAAUUUGAAGCUGCUGAAGGAAUUCUUCGAUUUCUACGUCUACUAACUAAGUUGAACAUUGAUGGACAAGAGCUGGGGGUAAGGUGGUUUCUCUGUCUCUUUAGAUAUAAUUUUUGGCAUGCUAUGGAAAUCUCAUAGCUUGAUCAUAACAGA